UCGAAAUAAUAUUGUUAAUUCUCCAAUUUCAAUUAUGAAAAGAACGUAUACCAACAAUCCUCAUAUGAUAACACCUCCUGACACAGUAAAACUCGAAUAUUCAAUAUAUGAACCUCCUCGACCGAGAGAAAGACCCGAUUCUCCACCUAUUAUAAUUUUACAUGGGUUAUUUGGUUCUAAACAAAAUUGGAAAAUCUUAUCAAGGGCUUUUUCACACCGUUUAAAUACACAUGUAUUUGCCUUGGAUUUAAGAAAUCAUGGAAGUAGUCCACAUUCCGAAAUACAUAAUUAUGAAAUAAUGGCGGAUGAUGUUAAUGAAUUCAUACAUGAUCAUUGGCUUAAAGAAGUUGUUAUACUUGGACAUUCAAUGUGUGUUGGCAUGGUACUAGCAUUAAGGCAUGAAAAACGAAUCGGUCAACUUGUGGUUGUUGAUACCGCUCCGAUUUAUGCUCGUUUAAAUGAAAAUUUUAAAGACUAUAUAGAGGUUAUGAAAGAAAUUGAACAAUUGGGUGUGACGACACGUAGGCAAGCGGAUCAAGUUAUGAGAGAUUAUAUUUCCGAUCACGUUCUUCGUCAAUUUUUACUCACAAAUCUUAAACGAGAAGCACAUGAACAAAAAUACAGUUUUCAAAUUCCAUUAGAUAUCCUUAAAGAUUCUUUAGAAACAUUAAGUGGAUUUCCUUUCUAUUCGGCUCAUCAAGCUUUUCAUAAAAAAACUUUAUUUGUUGUUGGUACAAGAUCAAAUUACGUGCCUCCCAAGGACAUUCUUUCCUAA
Diversispora eburnea is the source of this 775-nucleotide messenger RNA. Lineage: Eukaryota; Fungi; Glomeromycota; Glomeromycetes; Diversisporales; Diversisporaceae. The record is from the annotation of a GenBank genome assembly.